Chironomus riparius is the source of this 1442-nucleotide messenger RNA. The record is from the annotation of a GenBank genome assembly. Lineage: Eukaryota; Metazoa; Arthropoda; Insecta; Diptera; Chironomidae.
UGUGUUUUUAUAUGUCAUCGUGACUUAAAUCCGUAUUGAAUAAUAGAAUACUAUUGCCUCCUAUGGCACAGCAUCAGUUCCAUCAAAUUGCAUUCUUCUUCUCCUCCUCUCUAUGUGCAACAGCAUCGAAUUCUCCUCUCAAUUCGCGGAAUUGUGAAUUUGUGUAAAAAAAAUAUUUUAAUCUAAUGCACCUAGUUCUGUUUUUUGAAGGUAUAUAUAAACAAUGUCUCACCAUUUGAAAAGCGUCAUUUUACUGGAUAUUGUCUUACAAUUAAGAAGGUCUCGCGAUUGUUUUUUUUAAAAAAAAAUAAAGUGCAUUUGUGAAUAUUUUUUGUGUUUGUGGCUUAUUCGAAUCAAAUGAAAGUCAAUUUCUGAAGUUUAAGUGAAAAAGAAAUAAAAGCUAGCGAAAGAAAGGAAUCAGAAAAACGAAAAUGAAAUUGUUCAUCACCACUUUAUUUGUGGCGGCAUCAAUAUGUUCAAUAAACUGUGCACAAUUGAACAAUAAUUAUUUGCCACCAGCUGGAGCAGGUCAAGCAGGAGGCGGUCCAGGCUUGCAAGCACCAAAAGGUCCAGGUAAUAAUGCAUUAGGAGGAAUUUCUCCUUCUUUUCCAGGAGCAAAUCCUCCACCAGCACCAAAUCGUCCAGUACCUCCCUCUCAAGGACGACCUGCUUCACCAAGUUCAGGAUCUCCAGGACCAACGAUUGAGAUUAUAUCGUAUGAAAAUGUGAACAAUGGAGACGGAUCAUAUAAAUGGAGCUAUGAAUCUGCAAAUGGUAUAAGAGCUGAAGAAACAGGAGAUGUAAAGAAUAAAGGAUCAGAGAAUGCCAUUCAAACUGUUCAAGGUUCCUACAGUUACACGUCACCUGAAGGUCAAGUCAUCCAGAUUACUUAUACGGCUGAUGAGAAUGGAUUCCAAGCUGCAGGAGAUGCACUCCCAACGCCAGUUCCACUUCCUGAAGAGAAUUUGAGGGCUAUUGCUGAACAUGAAGCUGCUCUUGCCACGGCUGUUCCAGAUACAGCUGGAUCUUCAGGAGUAUCAUCUCCAGGUGGUCAGAGACCUCCAUCUGGACCAAGCUCACAACCUAGACCACAAUCAGGACCUUCUCCACCUGCAGGCACAUCAUUUGGAGGCACACAACCCAGACCAGGAUCUCCAUCACCUCCAGCAUCACCAGGAUUUUCAAAUCAACCAAGACCAGGUGGUGGUAGUGGAAGUUAUAGUCCACAAUCUGGAUAUAAAUACUAAGAAACCAAAAAAUAAUGACGAAAAUGCAAAGAAAAGUUCAAAAUGCUGUGAAAUUGAAAUUUUACGUGAUGUCUCUCUGACCUUCGUCUUUAACUGCACACAAACUAAUUUUUUCAUGCACACUUAUUUCCUCUAUUAACAAUUAAUUUACUUAAUUAAGCUCUUUUUAUUUAUUUAUGAUUGAAUUGAUGCAAG